Messenger RNA from Orussus abietinus, 2868 nucleotides. RefSeq names its product insulin gene enhancer protein ISL-1 (gene tup). Gene Ontology annotation, biological process: axonogenesis; positive regulation of transcription by RNA polymerase II; neuron fate specification. The transcript is spliced from 6 exons. NCBI's taxonomy places the organism in Eukaryota, Metazoa, Arthropoda, Insecta, Hymenoptera, Orussidae. Gene Ontology annotation, molecular function: cis-regulatory region sequence-specific DNA binding; DNA-binding transcription factor activity, RNA polymerase II-specific. Gene Ontology annotation, cellular component: nucleus. Bases 13 to 1368 code for a protein of 451 amino acids. The record is from RefSeq and is a predicted model, not a curated record.
GGCGCCAGCGUGAUGCAGCGGGCGGGCGCGGGAGGACCGGAGCCCCUCGGCCUUCAGGGUCCUCCGAGGUCCCUCAAGAUCUCGCCCGUCAAGAUCCAGGAUGAAGUCGGGGAUCCGCUGUCGCAGAAGGGUCGGAGCUCGCUGUGCGUCGGAUGCGGGGAUCCCAUCAAUGAUCAGUACAUUUUGAGGGUAGCACCCGAUCUGGAAUGGCAUGCGGCGUGCCUAAAGUGCACCGAAUGUCAGCAGUUCCUCGAUGAAAGGUGCACCUGUUUCGUGAGAGACGGGAAGACCUAUUGUAAACGCGACUACGUCAGACUCUUCGGAACGAAGUGCGACAAGUGCAGCCUGUCCUUUAGCAAGAACGACUUCGUGAUGAGGGCCAAGAGCAAAAUCUACCACCUCGACUGCUUCCGGUGUUCGGCUUGCCUGAGUCAACUGGUACCCGGGGACGUGUUCGCGCUGAGACAGGACGGACUCUUCUGCAGAAGGCACGACCACGACGUCAUCGAGGCCAGCAAUUUGUGUUCCGGCCCCGGAGGCGUCCCCGGCAGCGAAAACAACAACAAUGCCUCCCUCACGAACAACAACCAUCAUUUGCAUCCAAACGACGGCUCGAUGUCGGAUUCCGGAUCGGAAAGCGGCUCCCACAAGGCGGGCGUCGGCGGACCGCGGGGCUCCGGAGGACACAAGGGAGGCGGCGGUUCCGAUGGAAAGCCGACGAGGGUGCGUACCGUCCUCAACGAGAAGCAGCUGCACACCCUGAGGACCUGCUACUCCGCCAACCCGCGGCCCGACGCUCUCAUGAAGGAGCAGCUCGUCGAGAUGACCGGCCUGAGUCCACGGGUCAUCAGGGUCUGGUUCCAGAACAAAAGGUGCAAGGACAAGAAGAAGACCAUCGCCAUGAAGCAGCAGAUGCAGCAAGAAAAGGACGGGCGAAAACUCGGUUUCGGGGGAAUGCACGGGAUCCCCAUGGUAGCCAGCAGCCCCGUUCGCCACGAGAGCCCCAUCGGCAUGACGCCGAUGGAGGUCCAAGCCUACCAACCACCCUGGAAAGCCCUGACGGACUUUGCGCUGCACACGGACCUGGACAGACUCGAUCCCAGCGCGCCGCCGUUUCAUCAUCUGGUCUCUCAGAUGCACGGAUACGACUUACACGGCGGCCCUCCGUCUCAGCUCCCACCUCCUGGGAUGCUCGGAGGUCCCAUGAACGAUGGCGGUGGCGGAGGUCCUUUGCCGCCUCCUGGAGCUCACCAUCCUGGCAGCGGAGGAGGUCCCGACAUGGGCCAGCAUCCCGACAGUACGGACAGUUACGUGACCUACCUUGAAAGCGACAACGACUCUCUGCACCACGACACGGGAAGUCCAUAGUGUCAUCCGCUCAAUCUCCAGUGUACAUACAAAUCUCCCUUGAUACCACCAACGCCCUUUAUAGUGCCCUGAUCGCGAGGCUCGCGUUUGCGACUCUUAAGGGAUCGAAGGAAACCGGCUGCGGAGGCACCGUCCGUCGUUGCAGGGAUCAUUCUAUGUGUAACGUUACAUUACGCGUUUCGUUAGCUCCGUUAUUAGUUGCGUUCCCUAAACAGGGAAGUCAAUGGCCGAGUAGGUUCCCCUGUACUCGCGUUGUAUGUUUCUCGCGAGAAAGGAAUAGUCCAAUUUUAAUGCACUCGGAAAAGCGCUUCGAGGUAAGCGUAUCUCCGUAUGGAACAAUUGUUGGCGGUGUAAAUGUGAAAAUGUCCUCGAGGUGGUAGCUCGAGAGUCGACCGCGCGGUACUUCGAAUAUUCCGACGCAAGUUUUUAAUAAUUUAACUCGUUAUCACGUUUCGCGUUACGUUUAACUCCGUUUCGGUGAGAUUGGUAGAAUGAUUUUAUUUGAGACCUCGUUGCGUUUUCUUGCGUACGUGUAAGUGUCAUAGUCGAUUACGUGCGUUUGACUCGGAUUGUUCGGCGUAAACGCCUUUGACACGGGCCGACGUUAUCAAAAAUUAAAUACUUAGAGAUGAUGGAAAUAGAAAGCAUUUAUCAAAACAUUGACAUUUAUCGUUCAGUGAUUUCUCGCGAUAUACAGAAUGCGUCAAUAGAGGGAUUAAGAUAACAUCCAAAAAAUUCGACCAGCUGGACAGCGCGGAGUUUAGCCGAAACUAGCGAGGGAAUUAUUUUCGUAAUAUCUGGCUUAUCGAUUUAUGCGUAUUAGGAUUUUAACAUUAGAAUGAUCGCCGUACCGAGUGUUUUUUAACAAAGGAAAACACGGCUUGGCUACAUCUGGUGCAAACGAGAAAGCAUGUAAUACUUCGUGGCUAAUGUACAUAAAAUGGGCUCAGAAGUAAGUUCUGCCGAAGGAGAACGGUCGAUUGCCCUCAGGCUCGAGGAAUAAUAUUAUAAAUAAUACGAGACGCAUCGAUGCCGACGUUGUACCAUUAAUACUAUGUUGCCGACGAAGCCGUAAAUCGUGUCUCCUUCGAACUGUAAGAAAUGUUAUAUACGUACGAUAUUCCGUGUUUAAUACCAAAGCGUGCGAGUCGCGAAGAACACAUUAAUUGUAAAUAUGUAAUACUCCCAUUAUAGUAAUAGCUAAUACCAAUUCAACAAAGGAUACGUAUCACGUGCGCACGAUUCGCAUUUCAGGUGUUGUAUAGAUUUGUUGUAUGCCGCUCUCUUGUACGUAUAUGUCACAGAAUGCUUAGACCUAGUGUUACCGAAUUUGUUUAAACAUUCUCGGGUUUGUAUAAUAUUUCUAUACUGGCACAAUGUAUGCAAUAAACUGUCAAGGUGAACGACAGACCUUUGGUUCAGUUGGGUUAAAUUAUUUCCUAAAUUUGUAAAGUAUCGGGAUGAUAUUUAAUUCGGCUUUCAAUUCAAUAAAAACCAACA